Molecule: messenger RNA, 1848 nt
Organism: Apus apus (common swift)
Lineage: Eukaryota; Metazoa; Chordata; Aves; Apodiformes; Apodidae
Gene: KBTBD13
Product: kelch repeat and BTB domain containing 13
Exons: 1
Coding region: 87-1469 (460 amino acids)
Molecular function (GO): protein binding
Source: RefSeq, a predicted model, not a curated record
UCAGGCAGCGCAGCGAGGGCUUCAAAGGGUGGUGGAGGCUGCACCAGGGCACGGCACGGAGGAGCUUUGGGUGCUGCCCACUGAGGAUGACCCCGGAGGAGGAAGGUUCCCGGGUAGGGCCCCCGGAGCGGGUGCGUAUCCGGGUGGAAGAGCAGUCGUUCUGGGUGGAGAAGACCUUGUUGGUGGAGAGUAGUGAGUACUUCCGAGCCCUCUUCCGCUCGGGCAUGAAGGAGAGCACACAGGAAGAGAUCGGGCUGGGGGAGCUGAGCGCCACCGGGUUCUUCACCAUGCUGCGGGUGCUGGCAGGGGAGAGGCCCAUCCUUGGCAGUGAGGAGACCUUACAGGCAGUUGAGUGUGCUGCCUUCCUGCAGGUGAAGUCCUUGGCCAAGUACCUGAUCCACUCCAUCAACUCUGACAACUGCAUCCUCCUCUACCAAGCCGCUGCCAUAUUUGGUCUCCUGGACCUCUUCCACUGCGCGGCGCUCUACAUCAGGGACAGCUACACUGAGCUGGAGGAGUACCUGGACUGCCUCUCUGAUGACCUGUUGGCCUAUGUGGAGACUCUGCUGCCCAGCACCUUUGUGGCAGUGGGAGCACACACACCCACCUUCGAGUUCCUAGAGGACCUCUCCAGGACCAUCUGCUACCUGGAUGAGGAGACCAACACAUGGAGGACCCUCUCCUGCCUGCCGCUGAGUGCCAGCACGUUCCUAGCCGGCAUGGCGACCAUGGAUAAUAAGAUCUACAUUGUGGGUGGUGUCUACGGGGCCAGCAAGCAGGUGGUGGAGAGCAGCUUCUGCUACGAUGCUGAUGCCAACUCCUGGAGUGAGUUCCCCAGCCCUCAUCAGCUGCGCUACGACGUCAGGCUGGUGGGCCAUGAGGGCUACCUCUAUGCUAUUGGUGGGGAGUACGAGAAGAUCUCCCUGAAGUCUGUGGAGAGGUAUGAUGUGUCCUCCAACACCUGGACGUUUGUCUCUGACCUGCCACAGCCAAGCACGGCGGCACCCUGCGCCCAAGCCCUGGGGCAGAUCUUCGUUUGCUUGUGGAAGCCGCUGGACACCACCAUCAUCUACGAGUAUGAGACCCAGCAAGACGUGUGGCUCCCUGUCACCGAGCUCAAGCGGCACCAGAGCUACGGGCACUGCAUGGUGUCCCACCGUGACAACCUCUACAUCAUGCGCAACGGCCCCUCAGAUGACUUCUUGCGUUGUGUCAUCGACUGCUUCAACCUGACGUCACGGCAGUGGACAGCCCUGCCUGGGCAGUUCCUCAACAGUAAAGGAGCCCUCUUCACUGCUGUCAUCAGGGGUGACACAGUCUACACUGUCAACAAGAUGCUGACGCUCCUCUACUCUGUGGAAGAGGACACCUGGAGGUCCAAGAAGGAGCGGGCAGGUUUCCCGCGCAGUGGCUCCCUGCAGACCUUCCUCCUGCGGCUGCCGAGGCGUGACCACAAUAUGGCAACGUAGGUGGCCCCCAUCCCACGUCAGGAUGCUCUCCUUGCACGUGGCCUCAGCUCUGCACCUACUGCCUUCCUGGCCUCCUCCACGGAGCCGUGUCACCUUGGAGGUGACACUAGACCCUGCCAGAGGGAAAGGGCUUGCAGGCAGCUGCUGCCUACCACUGCCUGCACUGCAUGGGCUGUGUGAAGUCCUACAAGACGUGGGCUCAUGAGCUAACCACACGCAGGGUUUGGUGCCUUCUGCAGAGGACAGAUACCAAAGAGAUAUAAACAUGGGUUAUAUUUAUUCUGAGCGCACUCUGAAGCUGUGCAGCAUCCCACCUCCUCUCUGCUCCAUGGGAAAUCGCUCAUUAUAUCCUGGAAUUAAAAGGAAAGCUCUAAAAACC